CACACACACACACACACCGUGAUGACCCGUGAACACACACACUCGCCGCUCAGAAUGACGCAGCUCUGAUCGGAGGGAGGUGAUCUCUGAAAUUGCUCAGUGAGCACCCCUAAUUUCCCUGAUUUACAUAUCGCUGUUAAUCACACCCAAUGGAAUCCAAUCAGAAAGCAGGUGGGGACGGACUGGUGGGGACCCAGAAGGAGGCGGCGCUGCGGGCGCUGGUUCAGCAAACCGGAUACCAGCUACGGCAGGAGAACGGCCAGCGGAGGUAUGGCGGCCCGCCGCCCAGCUGGGACGGCCCGCCCCCUGAGAGGGGCAGCGAGAUCUUUGUGGGCAAACUACCCAGAGAUCUGUUUGAAGACGAACUGGUCCCGCUGUGUGAGAAGUUUGGAAAGAUCUACGAGGUGAGGAUGAUGAUGGACUUCAACGGGAACAACAGAGGCUACGCUUUCGUCACCUUCAGCAACAAAAUGGAGGCCAAAGCAGCCAUGAAGCAGCUCAACAACUACGAGAUCCGGAACGGCCGCCUCCUCGGUGUCUGUGCGAGUGUGGACAACUGUCGCCUGUUCGUGGGCGGGAUCCCCAAGACCAAGAAGCAAGAGGAGAUCCUGGUGGAGAUGAGGAAGGUCACGGACGGGGUCAUGGACGUCAUCGUUUACCCCAGUGCUGCCGACAAAUCCAAGAACAGAGGCUUCGCUUUCGUGGAGUACGAGAGCCACCGGGCAGCUGCCAUGGCCCGGCGUAAACUGCUGCCAGGUCGUAUCCAGCUGUGGGGUCAUGCCAUCGCCGUGGACUGGGCGGAGCCGGAGGUGGAGGUUGAUGAGGAUACCAUGGCAACCGUGAAGAUCCUGUAUGUGAGGAACCUGAUGCUCCAGACCACAGAAGAAACUAUCGAGAAGGAGUUCAACAGCCUCAAACCUGGUGCCGUAGAGCGAGUGAAAAAGAUCAGAGACUACGCCUUUGUCCAUUUCAGUCAGAGGGAGGACGCCAUCGACGCCAUGAACGCUCUCAAUGGGAAGUUGGUGGACGGCUCUCCCAUCGAGGUGACUCUGGCCAAGCCGGUGGACAAGGACAGUUACGUUCGGUACACCAGGGGGACCGGAGGACGAGGAAGUUCUCUGCUGCAGACCGACUACACCACCUACACGCUGGGACAGAUGUACGACCCGUCGGCGGCGUACCUCGGUGCACCCGUCUUUUACGCCCCCCACGCCUACACUGCCAUACCAGGUCAGUUCCGCUUCCCUCCAGCCAAAGCCCACGUUGGAGGUCGUGGUUUGAUCCGCACGCCGUCCGUUAGAGAAAUUUACAUGACUGUACCUGUAGGGGCGGCGGGGGUGCGGGGGCUGGGUGGGCGGGGCUACCUGGCCUACGCUGCCGGGGCCGGAGCCGUGGGACGCGGAGGCGGCGGCGGCUCCUACGGCCUGAAGGUGGACAAGCACGCGGAGGAGAAGCUGUACGACCUGCUGCCAGGGAUGGAGCUGACCCCCAUGAACCCCACCGCCAUGAGCCUGAAGACCGCCAUCAAGCCCGCCACGCAGAUCCUGGAGGAGCUGUGCCAGAAGAACAACUGGGGUCAGCCGGUCUACCAGCUGCACUCGGCCAUCAGUCCAGACCAGAGGCAGCUCUUCCUCUACAAGGUCACCAUCCCAGCUCUGGCAACCCAGUACCCCAACGUACAUCCCUUCACCCCCACUAAGCUUUGCGCGGCCGUGGAGGAAGCCAAGGUCCACGCCGCCGAGCACACGCUGCAGACGCUCGGCCUGCAGACGGAGGGCGCCGGCGACGCCAGCUGCGCUACUGCAGCCGCCGUGGCCUCAGUAGCCUUCCCAGGAUACGCCCUGGCGAGCCCGGCGUCCUCGGUGGCCUCCCAGCUGAAGCAGGCCGUCUCCCUGGGCCAGGACCUGACCGCCUACACCACCUACGAGGGCUACCCGGCCUUCGCCGUGGCGGCGCGCCACACUGACGGAUACGGCGUCUUCUAGAGGGGAUUCCUGAUGCUUCCCCUCUGACGCGCUGUUCAGUUAAAAUCAUCAAGGCUGCAAACUGAAAUCCAACCAGUUCAUCUCUGAUCUCAGUUUACAACUCCUGGUCUUUGUUUCCAUCGUGCUCCAGCGGAUAAGAGCAACGCGUCCAGAUAAUCGACCUUUGUGCAAUGUCCCCGCCCCCUUUUUAGGUAAAAACAUCCCAUCAACUGUGACUGGCGCUAAAUCAGGGGUCGGCAACCCGCGGCUCU
Messenger RNA from Cololabis saira (Pacific saury), 2236 nucleotides. It is a transcript of the gene a1cf, whose product is annotated as apobec1 complementation factor. The record is from RefSeq and is a predicted model, not a curated record. The coding region runs from base 150 to 1985 and encodes 611 amino acids. Gene Ontology annotation, cellular component: nucleus. Gene Ontology annotation, molecular function: mRNA binding. The transcript has 13 exons. Lineage: Eukaryota; Metazoa; Chordata; Actinopteri; Beloniformes; Belonidae.